Messenger RNA from Phaeodactylum tricornutum CCAP 1055/1, 3261 nucleotides. RefSeq lists its product with no specific name. The record is from RefSeq and is a predicted model, not a curated record. Gene Ontology annotation, molecular function: aminoacyl-tRNA deacylase activity; ATP binding; leucine-tRNA ligase activity. Lineage: Eukaryota; Bacillariophyta; Bacillariophyceae; Surirellales; Neidiaceae. The transcript is spliced from 3 exons. Gene Ontology annotation, biological process: leucyl-tRNA aminoacylation. The coding region runs from base 1 to 3261 and encodes 1086 amino acids.
AUGACAAUCGAAACAGAGUCUGGUGCCGUAUCGGGAACUCGAGGAACUGCCAAACGUGAUACGUUGCGAGCGAACGAAGUCGCUGUGCAAAAGAUUUGGGACGAAGAGAAGGUGUUUGAAACGGAACCCGACGAUCGUGAAAGUUUCAUGGUGACUUUUCCAUACCCUUAUUCGAAUGGUCAUUUGCACAUUGGACAUGCAUUUUCCUUGACGAAGGCAAUUUUCCGAGCUCAAUUCGAGCGCCACCGAGGCAAGAAUGUGCUGUUUCCAUUUGCCUUUCAUUGCACAGGCAUGCCAAUUCAAGCGGCAGCGAAUAAGCUAACAUCGGAGAUUGAAUUGUAUGGAUGCCCUCCUCAGUUUCCGGAAGCCGAUCCUGAAGUCCGUGCCAAGAUGGAAGCAGAAAUUGCCGCCUCGAAAGAAGCCAAGGCGGCCCAACCUGAAAAUAAGUCAAAAGGGAGCAAGACAAAGCUUGUGCAAAAGACCGGAACGGGAAUUGUGCGACAGUGGAACAUUCUCCUCAAAAUGGUUCCGGAAGAUGAGAUUCCGGCAUUCCAGGAUCCUUUGCAUUGGCUGAGCUACUUUCCUCCAAUUGGUGUAGACCACUUACACAACUUUGGAGCAGGCGUGGAUUGGCGGCGGGCGUUUAUAACUACGUAUGUCAAUCCAUACUAUGAUGCAUUCAUUCGUUGGCAGUUCGAGGUAUUGAAAGAGAAAGGCAAGAUCCUUUUUGGGAAACGUAACAAUGUGUUCUCGCUGGUUGACGGACAAGUUUGUGCAGAUCACGAUCGUUCGGAAGGUGAAGGUGUAGGACCUCAGGAAUAUGUCCUGAUUAAGCUUAAAGUGCUGCAGCCAGGCCACGGACAGUCCCGCCAUGCGAAGAUGGAAGCAAUUUUGGCGAAAUAUGACCAGCCUGUAUAUUUUGUCCCUGCUACCCUGCGCCCUGAAACUAUGUACGGACAAACCAACUGCUUUGUCCUCCCUGACGGUGAAUACGGUGCCUAUAUGAUUGAUGCAACGAACGAAAUUUUUAUCAUGAGUGCGAGAUCGGCUCGGGGACUCUCAUGCCAAUCAUACCAGGGAAAUGAAUACUUUACCAAAGAGUUUGGUAAAAUCCUGUGUCUCGAAACGUUUACAGGUAGCGAAUUGCUGGGCUUGCCGUUAAAAGCUCCGAUGGCGAAGUACGAUAAGAUUUAUACCCUUCCAUUGUUGACGAUAAGCAUGGGCAAAGGAACUGGAGUGGUGACAUCCGUCCCUAGUGACGCUCCCGAUGACUUUGUUUCACUUAAAGCGCUACAGGACAAACCCGACUUUCGCGCGAAAUACGGCAUUACGGACGACAUGGUCAUGCCGUACGAAGUUGUUCCAAUCAUCACAAUAGAAGGAUACGGCGAUGCGUCUGCUGUCUUUAUGUGUGAAAAGCUAAAGAUUACAAGCUUCAACGAUAAGGCUAAGCUUCAGCAAGCCAAGGAUGAGACAUACCUUAAGGGUUUUAAUAUGGGAAUUAUGAAAGUCGGAAGCCAUUCCGGAAAGAAGGUCAGCGAUGCCAAACCAAUUAUCAAGCAGGAAUUGAUUCUUGCUGGCCAGGCGUGUCUGUACUUUGAACCAGAAUCUAGGGUGGUUUCCCGAACGAGUGACGAGUGUGUUGUCGCUUCUACAGAUCAGUGGUAUCUGGCAUAUGGAGAGGAGUCGUGGACUAAAGCUGUUAAAAAGCACGUCUUGAACUCGGAUAAUUUCAACGCAUAUGACCCGGCUGCUUUGCACAAGUAUGACUACACCAUUGGCUGGUUGCAAGAAUGGGCGUGUACUCGGCAGUUCGGUCUGGGAACAUUCUUGCCAUGGGAUAGAGCCUGGGUUAUUGAGAGUUUGUCGGACAGCACUAUCUACAUGUCCUUUUAUACUAUCGCACAUUUUCUCCAGGGAGAAGGCAAUUUGACAGGUGACAAAUCAAAGUCUCCUUGCAGCAUUGAUCCUGCAGAUUUGUCAAAUGACGUAUUUGAUUUCAUUUUUCGCAAAGGACCAUUGCCAAGUGACUCAAAUAUCCCGGCCAAGACAUUAGAGAAGAUGCGUACCGAGUUCCGUUAUUGGUACCCGAUGAAUUUACGUGUGAGCGCGAAAGACUUGAUUCAGAACCAUUUGACUAUGGCGCUUUUCAAUCAUGCCGCUGUUUGGGAGGAGGAACCAGAGCUAUGGCCCAAAGGAUACUACUGCAAUGGGCAUGUCCUUGUGGAUGCCGAGAAGAUGUCAAAGUCGAAGGGGAACUUCUUGAUGAUGAAUGAUACAAUACAAACGUAUGGUGCGGAUGCCACCCGGUUUGCCUGUGCCGACGCUGGCGACUCGUUAGAUGAUGCGAACUUCAGCCGAGAGACAGCCGACGCCGCCAUUCUAUCUCUUAUCACGGAAGAUGCAUGGAUAAGUGAAACGCUCACAUCUGUGGACCUUCGAUCCGGCGAAGAAAAUCUGAUCGAUAAAAUUCUGUUGAACGAAACAAACCGCCUAAUUGCUAGUGCUGGUAGUAAUUUUGCUCGAAUGCAAUUCAAGGAAGGACUUAAGGAAGGAUGGUUUGAGAUGCUCAACGCCCGCAAUGACUAUCGAGCCUGGUGCAAGGAUAGCGGUGUUCCAAUGCACAAAGGUGUAGUUCUACGGUGGGCAGAGACCAUUGUAAUUUUGAUUUGCCCGAUUUGUCCGCAUUGGUCCGAGAGGAUAUGGAAACAGAUCGGAAACAUCGGGUUGGCCAUUCGGGCACCAUGGCCGGUGGCGGAGGAAGAAGACAAAAUUUUGACUCGACAAGCCAAGUUUUUGAGAGAUUCUAUAAAGCACUUCCGUUCCCAGGCUGGGAGAGCAAAGAAGGGGUGGAUGAGGGCUUCUAUUCUUGUAAACGAUAGCUAUCCUCAGUGGAAGAUUGAUACGCUUGUAUGGAUGCAAGGCCAGUACGAUGUAUCGUCUGGAUUUUCUCCAGGAUUCAUGAAAGACCUAAAGGAUUAUACUGCAAAGUUUGUGAAAGACAAGAAAUUGAUCAAGUUUACAAUGCAGUUCGCCUCAUUCAUGAAGAAAGAAACAGAGGAUGUAGGUGACGCCGCGCUCGACGUUCUGCUUCCCUUUGACCAGAAAGAGAUACUUCAGGUAAGUAUUGAAUACAUUAAGGCGCAGCUCAACAUCGAAGAACUUGAUAUUAUCCAGCUGGGUGUGGAGGAAGCACCUGAAGUCCCAGAAAGAGUCCGGGAGAACGUAACGCCAGGAAAGCCGUCUCUUUAUAUCCGCUAA